GCGGCGCCGUCCCCUCCGGCUUGCCAUCCUAGGAUCAUGGCGGCCACCGCCUUUUCUCAGCGGCUGCGUCUGCAGCCGUUGGCCAGGACUCCGCGCGCCUUCUUCGCCGCAGGGAGCUCGGCCGCUUAUGCUGCGGCACCGCGCGCGCGUACCGCCGAAAGAGCACCCAGAAGUGACGGGCAGAUGAGAAGAAAGGCCCUGCCUCCUAGGACGGAGAAGAUGACAGUUGAUCAGGACUGGCCUAGUGUUUACCCCGUGGCAGCGCCAUUCAAACCCUCAGUGGUGCCUCUUCCUAUUCGAAUGGGUUAUCCAGUAAAGAAGGGUGUGCCACUGGUAAAGGAGGGAAAUGUAGAGCUCUUGAAGAUUCCCAACUUUCUCCAUUUGACACCUGUAGCAAUCAAGAAGCACUGUGACGCUCUUAAAGAUUUCUGCACUGAGUGGCCAGCUGCACUAGACAGUGAUGAGAAAUGUGAGAAGCAUUUUCCUAUUGAAAUUGACACUGCUGACUAUGUGUCAUCAGGACCAUCCAUCCGGAACCCCAAAGCCAGAGUAGUAACAUUAAGGGUUAAACUUUCCAGUUUGAAUUUAGAUGACCACGCAAAGAAGAAACUUACUAAACUUGUAGGAAACCAAUAUUGCAAGACCACGGAUAUACUUACUAUCAAAACAGAUAGGUGCCCUUUAAAGAGACAGAACUAUGAUUAUGCGAUGUACCUGCUGACAGUUUUAUACCAUGAGUCUUGGAAAACUGAAGAAUGGGAAAAAAAUAAGACAGAAGCAGACAUGGAUGAGUAUAUAUGGAAAAAUAGCUCUUCGGAAAGAAAUGUCCUGGAGACACUGCAACAAAUUAGAGCUGCAGAGAAGGACGGGGAAGUGACAAGGGAAGAGCUGCUUGGCACCAAGGAAGUCGAAGAGUACAUGAAGUGUGUCGUGAGCCUGAAGAAUGACGGGGAGAAUGAAGCAAUCCUUUCCCAGUACAAAGAAUCAGUGAAGAGACUAUUAAAUUUGACAUGAAGAAUGAA
Dipodomys spectabilis (banner-tailed kangaroo rat) is the source of this 1022-nucleotide messenger RNA. RefSeq names its product mitochondrial ribosomal protein S35 (gene Mrps35). Gene Ontology annotation, cellular component: mitochondrial small ribosomal subunit. Gene Ontology annotation, molecular function: structural constituent of ribosome. Gene Ontology annotation, biological process: mitochondrial translation. The record is from RefSeq and is a predicted model, not a curated record. NCBI's taxonomy places the organism in Eukaryota, Metazoa, Chordata, Mammalia, Rodentia, Heteromyidae. The transcript is spliced from 8 exons. The coding region runs from base 37 to 1014 and encodes 325 amino acids.